AUGCCCGGCCUGGAAGUCGUGAACACGUCUCUCGCCUCACCAGGACACCUGGAUCCGCCCCAGUUGAGGGCCCACAAGUCUCUACGACGAAGGCCAAAUGUCCUCUGGAGCCCUCCAGCCAUCGAGGCAACGCCUCAACCUCAGCAUGGCCGCCCUUCAAAUGCCACCCCGUUGGCAGCCGCUCUUGUCCGUCCUAUAACGCCGCCUGGAGUUGCUCAGAGCGAAGACCUCAUGAGCAGCGGAACAAGCACGCCAAAAGCUACUUCAUCCUACUCCGUGAACGGGGCGGUGACCUCCAAGCCGUCCCAUCCACCCACGCCUGAAACUACUCCCCCGCGUGUCGCUCCUUCAGCCCCGCGUCCGGGACUGUCGCACUUUGGACUGUCCUCUUCCUCCUCAUCGCACGCCGAGUCGUUUCGGACAGCUUAUGAAAUGAUCUCGGACGCGGAGACGGAAACUCCUCGCCAGUCGACGCAGUCGUUGUUGCCUACCAGACAGAAAUCGUUGAGGAGGGACGAGCCGGCGGACUAUGAUGACCGAGGGAGUGGAGAGUCGACACCGGUUCCUGAUCCUCGUACUCAGCGCCUCCAACCGUCCGCGAUGGAGACUCCUGCGCAACGAAAGAUGGAUAAUGGUGCGGAAUCCAAGGUGUCGCCGCCGCGCAAGAAGAAGUCUACGAGGAAUGGAGUUCCUAGGAUCCGUAAUGCGGACGCAGAACAGGGCUACGAUAUGAAUGGUCGAGAGACACAAAACACCAAAGCUCUUCCAGCACGCUCAAAUUUACGGGAGUCUGUCAGGGAUGCGCAGGAACCAGUUGGUGGCUUAUCCAUUGAGCAGUUUCGCGAAGAGAUUGGCUGGCCACGUGCGGAGGACCAGCCUCACUCUGCCGAGCACGAUGACGCUCGCCGGCUGUCAGACGUUUCUAUGUCCUCGUCCACUGUCGAGGUGAUGAUCAUCGACGCACCAAGGUCCACCCGAAGAUCCCUGCGCCAUACCGAUAAGAGGGGCUCGCUGCGUUCGGCUAGUUCGCCUUUUCCCAGCCCAGAACAUGCUUCAACCGCUUCCAGCGCGGACUCGCAACAUCGCCUGGUACACAAAGCUGGUCGAAUCACCGAGAGUGACCGCAAGAGCAUCGCGUCGGAAAUCUCGUUCUCUGGGGCCUCCAGUGUGAACACCCAGCAACAAACCGUGGACGUGGUGCCAGUGGUUGUGAUCCCGGAACGACGCUCUUCCCUUAAGUCGUCCACUUCAACCAGCAGGAAUACCUCGCAAAGCCGCUCGCGCCACUCGAGUCGGCAGGGCCCGUCCGCAUCGGGUAGUCGGCCUGGCUCUCGCGAGCCUCCUCGUCAGAAGCGCACAUCCGACACGACUGCGAGCAGCACGAGGCGGGCGGAAUCUCGUGGUCGCCACUCUGGCCGACCGAGUAUCCCGGCUCGCAGCUCCUCGCUCUCUGCACCAACCAGUCGUAAUAAUUCCCGGACUACAUCUCUGACAUCGGAGAGUCUGCGGGAUCAUGCAAUGUUUACGGAACAGGGGACUCAUGAUCGCGUUGCUGAGCCGCCACGUCCAGCCAAAGCAGAGACCGUCGCUCGAGAGCCACACGAUGCUGCGGAAGCAUCCAAGACGCAGUCAAUUAUCAUUGGAGUGGAAGACAUGUCGCAUCUGCGCCCGCCAUCGAUGCCGUACACACAAAUCUCGAUCCCCUCAUCUUCUCCUGGCCUGAUCGAAGUCAGCGAGGCGAGGACUGUUGUAUUCUUCCCGCACAACAAUGAAUCAUUGCUCUUGGUCGAUCCGCAGGCCCCGUCUGCACAGCGAGGGCAACCCGACUACCCUGAACUGUACCAACACAGGAUGGAAGAAUCGCCCACUCAACGCUACGAGAUGACAUCCCCGCUCAAAGACCCCCGCCAGCCACCACAACCGCCCAUCUGCCAGGUCGUGCCACCGACACCCGUGCAAGACGUCGACAGCCAGCCGGGCGGGGCAGGUUACAUCAACGAACCAAGUAAACGCCGGGGCCGUCGGUUUGGCCCGGGCCGCCGUCCGUGGCUGGUACGUCCUCGGUCUGACUCUUUCAAUUCAUUCGUCCGCUCAUUGUCACUGACGUCGGUGAAGAACCGCAAGGCCGGCAAGGACAUCGAUGGGCGACAGCAGCCCUUUUGGCGACCUCGUCGGUUCUGGGAGGACUCGGAACCAGAGGAAGAAUCGCCUCGCGUGGCUCCGCGUUCGCCAGCUCCAGACCCCGAGGCGUCGGACCUAGUGAUCAAGAACUCGUUGGGCAUGCCGCAGCAGCGCGUUGUGUUUGAGGGCCCUGCGCUUCGCAGCCCAGGUGCCAGGCGGCGGCCCGAACAAGCCAGUCGACACCUCGCCAACCGCAGCACGCUCGUAGGAAGCCAAGUCUUCAGCCCCGAGGCAUUCUGCUCGCAGACAUCGCUCCACCACCAGCGAUUCCGGUCUUUGUCAUGGUGGCGGCUGCGCUUGCGAACGAAUAAGAUCCGUAACAUCCGCAAACGAGUGCGACGCACGUGGCAGCGACACGCCGAACACCGUCGGGAAGCCAAACGCGAGAAACUCAAGCAGAGUAUCAGCGGGGCAGUCCUGAUGGAGUCGAGCACGCAGCUGAGAAUACCAGAAUGA
Molecule: messenger RNA, 2637 nt
Organism: Aspergillus niger
Lineage: Eukaryota; Fungi; Ascomycota; Eurotiomycetes; Eurotiales; Aspergillaceae
Exons: 1
Coding region: 1-2637 (878 amino acids)
Source: RefSeq, a predicted model, not a curated record